AUGGGCCUCGCGUGGGAGAGCGUGCGGUGGCGCGACGGCAGCGUGUACGAGGGCACGGCGGUCGACGGCAAGGCGCAGGGCCGCGGCACCCUGCGCUACGCCAACGGCGACAAGUACGAGGGACAAUUUGCGAGCAACUACCAGCACGGGUUCGGCGCGUACGUGUGGAAGGAUGGCACGGUCUACCGAGGGCAGUGGGCGCUGGGCGAGAUGCGGGGCUGCGGCGUGAGAAUCUCGAAGGGCCACGGGGGAGGGUUCGAUGUGGAGGAAGGGUACUUCCACAACGGCGACCAUGUCGGCGAACUCUGGGGCUGCUCGGUGCGAGCUGCCAGGUAA
Messenger RNA from Pedinophyceae sp. YPF-701, 336 nucleotides. NCBI's taxonomy places the organism in Eukaryota, Viridiplantae, Chlorophyta, Pedinophyceae. The record is from the annotation of a GenBank genome assembly.